AUGGUGGACUGUGAAGACACGAUGGUGUCGCUAACAUUCAAGACAAGGAAACCAUUCACCGGUCGAGUGUAUGUUCGCGGACUGGCCGACGAUGACCGGUGCUCUCGGAAUUUCGCAUCCAAUGUCGACCAGAACAAAUUCUCGAUGAUGAUCCAAAAUGGUGAUUGCACAAUGCAACGCCAGCGAGUCACCGGCUCUUUGGAGGUAUCUGAGUUUUCCAGUAUUCCUGUAAAUAUUUUCUAA
Gongylonema pulchrum is the source of this 243-nucleotide messenger RNA. The record is from the annotation of a GenBank genome assembly. Lineage: Eukaryota; Metazoa; Nematoda; Chromadorea; Rhabditida; Gongylonematidae.